This is a messenger RNA of Brachypodium distachyon (stiff brome), 1700 nucleotides long. RefSeq names its product peptide chain release factor PrfB3, chloroplastic. Bases 296 to 1525 code for a protein of 409 amino acids. Lineage: Eukaryota; Viridiplantae; Streptophyta; Magnoliopsida; Poales; Poaceae. The record is from RefSeq and is a predicted model, not a curated record. Gene Ontology annotation, molecular function: translation release factor activity. The transcript is spliced from 6 exons. Gene Ontology annotation, biological process: translational termination.
GAAGACCACGCAGACGCUCCGUCGCUUCCCCUCCCGAUCCUCUCUGUCCACGCCCCUGUCCGCCUCUCCCUCAUCUCCGCCGCGCCAGCCUCGUCCCCAACCUCGCCUGACGGGCCGUGCCGGGCCUGGGCCGGCCCGUUGGCCAGCUAUACCGCGUAGGAUGAGGCGCGUGUGAGCCACACCAGGCCAGGCUACGCCUUCCUCCGCCGCACAACGCCUGUAGCCUUCGACUGACUCUCUCAAAACCACAAACGCGCGCACAUCCCCACCGACCACCACUCGCAUUCUCUUCGCGAUGGCCGCGCCGACCUCGCCGGCGGCGGCGUCAGCACGAGCUUCGGCGUUCCGCUCCCGCACUGGCCGCCUCGCCCUCUCCGCCGCCCACCCGGCGGACGGCCGUGGUGACAACGCCACCACCUACAAGGAGCUCGGUUUGUUCUCCUGGAAAAGGAGGAUCGAAGAUGCAGUUAUCAGGGUCGAGGUGACUGCGUCCAGUGCAUUGGAGUGGGAGGAAGCACAGAGAAUCAAGCAUGAAGAAGUAUUGCAAAGCCGUAAUUUGUGGGACAACCCUGCUAAGUCACAUGAGACGCUCUCUGCUCUGUCUGAUGCCAUCAGAGCGGUUGAUCAUCUCAAAGACCUUCUAUACAAGGCUGAAGAAUCUAAGUUAAUAAGUCAACUAGCAGGGAUGGAUGUCAUAAAUGGAGAGCUAUUUAAACAAGCAUACGAGGUCUCUUUAGAUGCUAGUGAGUUUCUGGAUCGUUACCAGAUGUGCAAGCUUCUUAAGGGUCCAUAUGACAAGGAAGGAGCUUGUAUUAUUGUCACUGCUGAAUCAGAGAGUGUUGCGUCAGAGCUAUGGGCAGAGAAGCUAUUUGGCAUGUAUGCAAGUUGGGCACGGAGGCAAGGUUGCAAAGGAGGGCUGGUUGAGAAGAUUGUGUCUACAAGUGGUCAUAUCCAAUUUGCAGCGAUGGAGAUUGAAUCAGAGUACAUGUUUGGCACCCUAUAUGGAGAAAAAGGAGUGCACAGAAUGAUCUACUCUUCUGUUGACAAUUCUGGCACAGACAAGGCAGUGUCAGCUAGAGUCGACAUAAUUCCUCUCUUCUUGGAUAGUCCAGUUAAUCUUCACUUGGAAGACGACGAUCUGGAGAUUUCUCCUUCACCCAGUGGAUGUGAAAAUCGAAGUCAAAGAAAUGGUGCUACUGUAAGAAUUCAGCACAUGCCAAGUGGAGUUGAUGCCCAAAGCUCAGGUGAAAGAAGCUAUUUUGCAAACAAGUUGAAAGCCAUGAGCAGGUUGAAAGCAAAGCUACUUAUUGUAGCAAGAGAACUAAGAGUAGCAGACGCGAAGAAGGUGGAGAAACAAGCUGUAGAGGAGAAAUGCAAUCGUGAGACAAGAAUAUACACGUUUGGGCCCCAGGAAUCAGUCCACGAUCUUAACACAGGCAUCCAAUUGUCGGACCUUAACUCAGUCCUUGAAGGCGACAUCGAACCAUUCAUCAGAGGUCGAUAUUUUCAAGACAGGGAUGAAUGACACACCAGAAUUCGCUUGCAAUUCUGUAGGUUCAUCCUUCUGAUGCACACGCCUCAUAAGCAGAGGAUAGUUUCUUUUUCGCGGAGGGAGCAAAGCAUAGCUCCUGUUACAGGGAUCACAUUUGAAGCCAAAAAGGCAAAGAUAUAUCAGGUAUAGGAAAGGCAUGUUCUUACCA